AUGCCCAACGUGGGCAGAGAGAGGACGCCUGCUGCCAACGGGGUGGCCGUGAACAAUGACCAGGAAGGCAUCCCAUCUGACCAGAAACACCAGCCAACACAAGCACCGCCCAAGAGGCCGAAACGAAAACUCAAACUUACUGCCUCUCAGCGUGAGAGGAAACGAGCAAUCGACCGCGAGGCACAACGAAGUAUCCGGGUCAAAACCAAAAAUUACAUUGCCCAUCUGGAAAACCUCGUCCGUAUUAUGGAAAAGGGUGGCACCGAUUCGCGGGAGGGAGGAGCAGAUAAAAAUGGCCAAGGACACGCUCCAAAUGGGCAAUCAGAGGAGAGAGCCAGGGAAUUAUUGUCUCAGUUGAGACAAAGCCAGGAAGAAGUCGGACGAUUUAGAGAGAUGGUUUCUGGGGUGCAGAGGCUGAUUGGUGGUGCCCUAGAUUCGGCUCCCGAAGCCGAGCCAAAGCGGCUGACGUUUUCCGGCCUGGCGACGAAUGGGCCCUCGGUACAGCCUGCCUUUCAACGAGGGUUGCAGGAGACAUCAAGCCAGAUCGAAAAUUGUGCGUCGGUCUACUCUCACAGCUCGGGUUCAUCUUCUGCCCUGGUUGAAUAUGGAUAUUGCCCACCACAGUCUAAGCAACCGAAAGCUGCCGCGGAUGCGGCACAAGGUCACCCAUCGAUGUCGGUUGGCUCGCAAGUCCAGCCACUGAGCCAGCACGAUCGAUUCGAUGCUUGCGAGAGAUUGUUUUCAGCCCAAGGCGUAACGGAGCGGCAACCUUCAACAGAGCGACCUGAUGUGCCCCAGGGCCGGGUGGAAGGCGAGUUAUUCUUCUUUUCCGAGCGGGAAAUCAACCGGGUAUUGGCUGAAAGUCAUGGGUAUUUUGCCAACCAACCAUUUGACGAGGAUAUCAUUGUCCGGGCGGUUUUGCAUGGCUGGCGAGAUGUUCAAGACCAAUAUGUGCUCGACAGUGGAUGGCACGCAUUGAAAAGGAUUGACCAGGUGGUUUUCGGCGAAUGUGGGAUCGUGGAGAGAAUGGCCAUCCUGCGCACCAUGAGACUGAAGCUCCUGCACCAAGGUCACCGGGGCCCGCGGUCUCUUACCUCGUUACCGUCAUUCCACUGCAGAGGCCCCACGGAAGAUGUCGAGGCGUUGGAGAAAAUUCCCAUAAUCGAACACUUUGUUUGGCCCGGGUUCCGCAUCAACCUAUGCAAUAAUGCCAGGAAAUACAUCAACAAUAAGUUCUCCGACGCAUUCCGGCACUCAUUCAAAUUCCUCUGGCCUUAUGACAUCUCAGACCUUUAUGUUCGAGAUCCUGUCGCUCAACUAUAUUCGACCGCUCCUGAGUUCAUCCAAAGACAGUCGGAUCUCCGUUCAUGGACCAUGCGAAAGGAGUUUUUUGAGGGGCUACCUGAAUUGUUUGCGGCGAUUCCUGUCUACGACACCCCUCUUGACCGAGCCUUGGUACCCACGGGAUCGAUGUCGACGCAAAUGGGCAUGAACACGGACUUGGACCAUGGCCGAAAUCACCAACAAGUUCCUACGGGAAGAGUGGAGGAACAAGAAGUGGAGGAUUCGCAGCUGGAGUCGCUCCCUCCGCCUCAAUCUGCAGUGCCUGUGGAUGGUACCGUGGGUGACGUUCCGGUCAGUGUUAUGCCGCAAUCGUCGGAGAUUGAAGCAUGGCUUGGAGAUCCUGAUAUGAGACCUAAUCUGCGUCAAUGCUGGAAUAUGGCAUCGGGCAUGAAUGUUGGGUACAGUAGUCUGUGGGCUGGAUUGUCAAGAGGAUUUGUGGACUGA
This is a messenger RNA of Rhinocladiella mackenziei CBS 650.93, 1788 nucleotides long. RefSeq lists its product as uncharacterized. The coding region runs from base 1 to 1788 and encodes 595 amino acids. The transcript has a single exon. The record is from RefSeq and is a predicted model, not a curated record. NCBI's taxonomy places the organism in Eukaryota, Fungi, Ascomycota, Eurotiomycetes, Chaetothyriales, Herpotrichiellaceae.